Molecule: messenger RNA, 2730 nt
Organism: Gopherus evgoodei (Goodes thornscrub tortoise)
Lineage: Eukaryota; Metazoa; Chordata; Testudines; Testudinidae
Product: protein HEG homolog 1-like
Exons: 8
Coding region: 163-2640 (825 amino acids)
Source: RefSeq, a predicted model, not a curated record
AGUGUUACCCUCGGGGGCUCGACCAUGAAAUCCCCCCCUCCAGCCUCCCUAUGGACCCGAGGAACUUUUAAGGCAGGGGCUGCUGCUUCCCCUUGAUCUUCCUGCUUCCUUCCCUUCCCCCCGCCCCAUAGUCUAACCCGGGUUCAUUAAUAAUCAGUAUUAAUGUUACUAGCCGGCCUCUGCGCCGGGCAUGUGAAGCCCCCCGGCUGCAUCAUGCGAGCAACGUGCACUUUGCUGCUGCGCCAACUUAGCCUCCUGCUGCUGCUGCUGCUGCUGCAGCCCUCUGCGGGAUCGGGCCCCUUCGCCUCCUCCAGCGACCCCCCUGCUCGGACCCAGCUCAGCGGAGCCACCACGCCGGCCGCGGGGCCGCAGGGUUCUUCCAGCCGGGACGUCUCUGCUGCAGCUGCUGCCGCGGCGGCGGCGGCUUCCCGGCUGCCUCCCUGGGAGAGGGAGAGCUCCGUGCCCUGGGCGCCGCCAGUGUCCGGCAGCACCUCGGAGCCGGCCGCGGCAGGACACACCAGCAGCCCGGUCAUUGGAAGUGGCUAUCAGACACCUAGAAGUUCAGAUAUCGAAAUGAGGACUUCCAGGUCUCCUACAGACAAUAUGGAGACACUCACUACAUUCUCCAGAAGUGGAGAGAGGACGUUGCUGUCUAUAACAAACAGUGCCAUGUCUACAACUGCAACAGAAAGCACCACCUCUUAUACAGAAAUGAUCAGUUCUGCAAAUUUAACCCAGCACUCCUCUUCUGUAGAGCAGAACAGAAGAAAUAGCUCCUCAAGUGACAUGUAUUUCACUGAGCCUGGAACGGAGACUUUGAUUGUACAUUCUUCUGAGAUACCCACCUAUUCAUCUUCACAAAGUGAUCCUCCAGCCAUUGGAAGCAGCCAGGAGACAGCUAGCAUCUGGGAUAUGGAAAAAAAGACUCCUAGUUUUCAUACUGAUAGUAUGUACAUUUCACCUACAUUCAGAAGAGGUGGGGAGAGGACAAUAGAGUUGCUAACAAACAGCAUUGCUUCGACUGAUUCACUGAAAAGCACCACUUCUCAUACAGAAAUUCCCAUAUCUUCAGAUCUAUCCCACUCCUCAGCUUCUAUAUCAUGGACUAGAGGAAGUAAUAGAUCAUCAACUAUCGCUGCUCUCCCUGAGUCUUCAGCAGGGCCUUUACUUACAUAUUCCCCUGUAAAGAGUGGUCUCCCAGCCAUUGGAAGUAGCCAUCAGCCAAUUAGCGGCUCAGAGAAAAAUAUUGCCAGUUCUCACAUUGCCAGUACGUACAUUUCAACUACAUCCACCAGAGCUGGAGCAGGGAUAUUACAAGAUCUAAUAAACAGCAGCAGAUCUUCUAAUGCAACAGGAAACUCUACUUCUGGUACUGAAAUGUCCAGCUCUUCGUAUUUAACCCAGUCGUCAUCUAUAUCGUCUAUACCACUGACCAGUAGAAUUCAUAUCUCAUUGGCUGCCACAGAUUUCAUAGAGCCUUCAACAGACCCUUUGCUUACACAGUCUCAUUCUGCUUCAGAAACUGCUUCCAAAGCCAUUGGAAGUAGCCACCAGCCAAUUAACAUCUCAGCUACAGAGAAAAGGACUUCCAAUUUGUAUACCACCAGUACAGACAUUUCAACAUCAUUCACGAGAGAUGGAGAGAAGACGUUAAGGUCUCUAAUGAACAACAGCACAUUAACUGAUGUAGCAGACAGCUUCACUUCUGACUUAGAAAAUACCAAGUCUUCAGAUUUACCCCAGCCCUCAUCUCCUGUAGCACAGGUUGUAGGAAGUAAUAUCUCAUCAAGUGACUUGACUGAGCCUUCCACAGAGUCUUUGCUUUCACAUUCUUCCAAGAUCCCAAGUUAUUCGUCUUCCACAAAUGAUCUUGCAGCUAUAGUAAGUAGCAACCAACCAAUUAGCAUCUCAGCUACUGAAAAAAGAACUUCUGAUUUACAUACCACCACUACAUAUAUUUCAACAACAUUCAUCAAAGGGGGCGAGAGGACAUUAAGAUCACUAACAAAUGGCAAUGUAUCACCUGAUGCAGCAGAAAGCUCCACUUCUAAUUUAGAUAAUAUGAAGUCUUCUGAUUUAACCCAAGCCUCAACCUCUGUAACACCAGGGCGAGGGAGUAAUAUCUCCUCAACUGACUCUUCAAUAGAGGCUUUGUUUACACAGUCUUCCAAGAGCUCAAGUUAUUCGUCUUCACCAAAUGAUCUUGCAGCUAUUGGAAGUAGCUACCAACCGAUUAACAUCUCAGCUACAGAAACAAGGACUUCUGAUGUGCAUACUUCCAGUUCCUAUAUGUCAAUGACAUUCACCGUAGCUUCAGAGAGGACCUUAACGUCUCUAACAAACAGCAGCACAUCGGCUGAUGCAGCAGAAAGCUCCACUUCUAACUUAGGAAAUAUCAGGUCUUCGGAUUUACCCCAGCCCUCAUCUGCUGUAGCACAGGUUGGAGGAAAUAAUAUCUCAUCUAGUGACUUCACGGAGCCUUCCACGGAGCUUUUGCUUACGCAUUCUUCCAAGAUCCAAGUUAUUCGUCUUCCCCAAAUGAUCUUGCAGCUAUUGGAAGUAGCUACCAACCGAUUAACAUCUCAGCUACAGAAACAAGGACUUCUGAUGUGCAUACUUCCAGUUCCUAUAUUUCAAUGACAUUCACCGUAGCUUCAGAGAGGACCUUAACGUCUCUAACAAACAGCAGCACAUUGGCUGAUGCAGCAGAAAGCUCCACUUCUAACUUAG